UCUGCCGCCAACAAUCAUUCCACGGUCAAAAUGAAAGCAACAGGGCUCUGUAUUACAUCCACGUCUCAGUUCCAUGCAUCCUGAUAUCCAUCGCAUUCGCCUUAUGGGGUACAAUUGAAGGUUCCUUUCGAGAGGCUUAUGUUUGCUCUGUUAUAAAUUUCAUGAGGAUCCUAAGGAUAUUUAAGAUGUCUCCAUAUAAACCUCCUGGUUACAUUAGACUCUCGAAAUUGGCUGUGCCAUUGGAGAUGUUUGUCAUUGCAGCAGGGUUAAAUUCUGUUGCUCUUCAGCCAUCAUUUACAGACCCUACAACCAACAAAGUAGUGUUUGGAAUAUUUUUUGGAGGGAUGCUAUUAUCUGGAUUAAUAGCACUGUGCAUUUCCGGAACUGUGGUCUGCGUAGGGUCCUCAGUGCAGUGCGUAACAAGCACUGGCAGGAAUUGGUGGGCGUUUUUCAACAGAGUGUUGAAACCUUCAACUGUGAUUCUAUUGCUACAACUCAACAUCAAUUUCCAAUUAGCGUGCUUUAGGAUCAUCAGGCGUACUAUAUUUCCUAUAGCAGAUGUGUUGGCUAUCGUGAAAAUUUUACUACUUCCUGCCUUAGGAUUAAUAUUAUUCUUGCAAAACAAAUGUGGAUGUUUUUCCGUGCGAGGUCCUGCGAUGCCACUACUUGUCCAGUUGGGGGCGUCUGUGACGUUGCCCUGCUCUGUGGAUACCCCAAUACCUCUGCAUGAGCUGGAGGUGCAGUGGAUGAGGGAUUCUGGAAGCCUGGUGCAUCUGUUCCUGGGAGGAGAGAGUCGGCCAGAAUCACAGAGCCCAGCGUACAGUGGCAGGGCCGAGUUUUUCACUGAAGAAAUCUCCAAAGGAAACUUCUCUCUGCUGCUUAGGAAUGCAACCACUGAAGACAAAGGGAUGUACAAGUGUGUAGUUCACACUGACCGCGAGUCUAGUGAAACAAAUGUGACAAUAGAUACUGAACGGCUGGUGGUGACUGGUGCAGACGUGCCCGUAUUUGCAUAUACUGGUGAAGAUGUGAUUCUGAACUGCUCAGUGGACACACAUGUUCCUCUCGGAGAGUUAGAAGUCGAGUGGAUGAAGACAAAUGAAGAAAUCCAGGUGCUGCUGUUUAUGGAGGGGCGGUACAGACCGGAGUCACAGCCUGAAAGAUUCAGAGGGCGUGCUGAGUUCUUCAGUGAGGAGAUUCCCAAAGUUGCUCUUCAGCCAUUAUUUACAGACCCUACAGUAAAAACAGGAGAUAAAGUACUCAGUGGAAUGAUGCUUGGAACGCUGCUAUUAAUACUUGGAUUCGCAGCAGUGAUCUCUUCUGGGACAGAACCUCUCCUUAUGGUUCUGUUGCUACAAAUCGCCAUCAAUGCCCAAUUGGUGUGCAUUACGAUCCUCAUGAGUAGUCAAAUUUUUCUUGCACUGGUGUUGGUUACAGUGAAAUUUGCACUGCUUUUUGCCCAAGACUUAAUGUCAUGCUUGCUGAAAAGAUGUGGAUAUUUGCGUCAGAAAGUCUUCCUUCUGCUUUGGCUCACUCUUGAUAUUGCAUUGAGCUUUGUAAUUCUGGGCAUCACUUUGGAAAACGAUAAAGAACUCCCUGUAUGGAUGUGUUUCUUUGCAUUCCUCUACAUCCAGACUGCCACAGUGGUCUUUCAGCACAACACUGAUGAUUAUGAUGAUGUUGCAUGGGGUACAGUAUCAUUUGAUAAAUGCCUUUUUAUCAUUGAUUGUGGAGCUUGA
Molecule: messenger RNA, 1739 nt
Organism: Conger conger (European conger)
Lineage: Eukaryota; Metazoa; Chordata; Actinopteri; Anguilliformes; Congridae
Exons: 15
Coding region: 162-1739 (525 amino acids)
Biological process (GO): immune response; T cell costimulation; negative regulation of T cell proliferation
Cellular component (GO): external side of plasma membrane
Source: RefSeq, a predicted model, not a curated record